AGCGUUUCGCGGCCGUGAUCAUGCGUAUCCGAGAGCCGAAGACGACUGCUUUGAUCUUCGCCUCCGGCAAGAUGGUGGUAACUGGUGCCAAGUCGGAAGAUGAUUCUAAGCUGGCGUCCAGAAAAUACGCCCGUAUCAUUCAGAAGCUCGGCUUCAACGCCAAGUUUACGGAUUUCAAAAUCCAGAACAUCGUCGGUUCCUGCGACAUCAAGUUCCCGAUCCGCCUGGAGGGCUUGGCUAGUCGCCACCACAACUUCAGUUCUUACGAACCCGAACUGUUCCCUGGUCUCAUCUAUCGCAUGAUGAAGCCCAAGAUCGUGCUCCUGAUUUUCGUCAGUGGCAAGAUUGUCCUCACCGGUGCUAAAGUCCGUGAGGAGAUCUAUCAGGCUUUCGAGCUGAUCUAUCCUGUGCUUUCGGAUUUCCGUAAAGUUUAAAAACGGCCUUUCGGCUCGAACCAGGAAGAUCACGCCGUCGCCAUUCUUCCACCUUUCAUCGAUCUGUAUUAACAAAACCUUUUUUUUUUUUUUUUU
Aspergillus aculeatinus CBS 121060 is the source of this 530-nucleotide messenger RNA. Its product is annotated as TBP family protein. The record is from RefSeq and is a predicted model, not a curated record. Gene Ontology annotation, biological process: DNA-templated transcription initiation. The transcript is spliced from 2 exons. Gene Ontology annotation, molecular function: RNA polymerase II general transcription initiation factor activity; DNA binding. Lineage: Eukaryota; Fungi; Ascomycota; Eurotiomycetes; Eurotiales; Aspergillaceae. Bases 21 to 434 code for a protein of 137 amino acids.